CAUCCUGUCCCUACCUCACAUGUGUUUUACUUCUGUUGGUCCUUGCUUGUUUGCGAUCAGCUCGAAGAACUGAAGCAGAAGCAGAAGCUUGACAGGCAGAAAGAACUCGAGAAGAGGAGAAAGCUCGAUGCUAAGAGGAGUGCUGCUGCAAUCCAGGAACAAACUGAGGGAAAGGAAUCCUCUGGCAAGUCUGAAGCAAAGAAGACCAAGAAGGCGCUGGAUAAAAAUGCAAAGAAAUCAUUUCAUAGUGAGCUUGAGAAAGUGAUUGAGACCUCAGAUGUGGUUCUGGAGGUUUUAGAUGCAAGAGAUCCGAUGGGUUGUCGGUGUCCCCAGCUGGAGCAAGCCAUUACUUGCUCUGGAGGAGAAAAAAAGCUGUUGUUGGUUCUGAACAAAAUUGAUUUAGUGCCAAAAGAGAACUUAGAGAAGUGGUUGAAUUAUUUGAAGAAGGAAUUUCCAACAGUUGCCUUUAAAUCAGCGACGCUGCUGAAGGACAGGAAUAUGGAGACUUUGUCAAGAAGAAGGACACGUAUUGAUUUAUCAAGACACACUGAAAGUUUUGGAAGUGGGUGCCUUAUGAAACUUCUUCAGGAGUAUGGCAGGACUCAGAACAAAGCCAUUCAGGUUGGGUUAGUAGGUUUUCCUAAUGUGGGGAAGAGCAGCAUAAUCAAUAGUAUUAAGAAAGAUCGUGUUUGUGAUGUUGGGCCAGCCAGAGGUGUCACCAAGUCUAUGCAAGUUGUGCGUAUCGAUAAACAGAUGAGGAUUUUAGACAGUCCAAGCAUAGUUGCAGAUCCUACCAACAGUGCUGUGACUCUGGCCCUGAGAAGUAUCAUACACACUGGGGAAUUGUGCUCAGUGAACAUGAUUAAAGCAGUGGAUGCAAUUCUGAAUCACUGCAACAAGCAGCAGGUAAUGAUGUUCUACAGUAUCCCAGAUUUCAAGAACACUGAAGAGCUUUUAAGUUUACUUGCUCAGAAAAGGGGUAUGCUGAAAAAAGGAGGUGUUCCUGACAUAGAGAACACAGCUAAAUCACUGCUUUGUGACUGGACAGGAGCUAAGAUCAGCUACCACUCAGAACCGCCAGCAUCUCGGAUCGUGCCCCCAUACCUGACAGAAGACAAAAUAGCUGAAAUGCAGAGAGGCUUUAAUUUAAAGAAGCUGGAAGAAGGAAACAGUAGCACAGUUCAAGCUUUAAAGUACCCCAGUCCAGCAAGCAGCAUUGUUUUCCAAUCAGCUGGCAUGACUAAUGGGAAAAUAGUGAAAAAUAAGGUGGUGGAAGAAGAAGAAUCAGAGUGGGAGGAUUUGGAAACAAGCCACGAGGACGAGGAUUUCAUGGAGACUGAUGAUGAUCAAGAUAGUAUAGAAGAAGAAAAAGAAGAGAAUAAUGUCAAAGAGGAUGGCAGGACUCAGAUGACUGGGAAUGCUGAGCUUGGAAUGGGACAAACAGGACGUGCAGAUUCAGAAAAUGAGAUAGCAGAAAAUGAACUUGGCAACUCACUGCCACUCAGCUUAGACAAGACAGCAGGUGAAGAUGAUGCCUACGAUUUUAAUACAGACUAUAUGUAAUGAGAUGUGUGAAGAGAAGGCUUGGAGACUGUUCCUGCCUUUCAGAACAGACAGAGGCUUCUGUUACAGAAGGUGGAGGAAUGCCAUAUACCAUAGCUGCUGCCAAGACUCCAGUAACGCAUAUAAUACUGUUAUCUCUCAAUGGCUGCAGAUUUUGUACAGUUGUAGGAUGCUAAAAUCCUACACAUUAAUUCCUGUUUAAAAAUAAACAAUAUUUAAAAAAAUAUUA
Messenger RNA from Meleagris gallopavo (turkey), 1792 nucleotides. The record is from RefSeq and is a predicted model, not a curated record. Lineage: Eukaryota; Metazoa; Chordata; Aves; Galliformes; Phasianidae.